UUUUCAAAAGGGAGUUUCUUUUAAGAGAUUUUAGAAUCUUUUUUUUUAAUAAUAUUUUAUGAUAUUUUUAAAAACUAUUAAGUUUAAAUCAUAAGUUUUAGUUUAAGUUUAUUGUUCUGGUGGUUAUUUUAUAUUCAAUAAAUGUGAAAUUGCUUUUAAGCUAUGAAAUACCAUAUUACUCAUACGACAUGUUGUCCUGGCCGACUUAAAGUUGUUUGUCGAACAUUACUAGAAUAUUUUUUUAGAAAAGUAUACAAAUUAUGACCUCAUAUUUAAAGAGUGGACAAUGUAAAAAAUUAUUACAUUAUCUCGAAUAUAUAUUUUUAAUUUUUUAACUAUUACAAAAGAACCACUUUCUCAUCUCUAAACCUUUUAAAAUUAUAUAAUCUCACCUUUCGUUUUUAACAAAAUUUCUAUAAUAAAUCCGUACUUCCCAAUCCUGUUUCCUAGUUAACGCAAAAAAUUAAUAAUAAUUAAUCUUUUCACCAAUCAACCUCUAACAUUUUUAAAACAGAAGUUUAAAGACGUUAUGGUUGACGUUUUAUUUUUUGUGGGAUUUUGAGAUAUUUAGAAUAUAAUAAAUCUUAAUCGGAAUUGUUAUUUAAUCUUUUGCCACAGAAUAAAUUUAGUCAACUGGCCAAUAAAUCGUAAUACCCAUGUCCCGUUCAGUGUGCGUGUAUAAAACACCACGAGCAACGUAAAAUAAACAACAAUAUAUGUACAGGUAUAAGCUACUAGCAUUGGUGUUUUUGUUGUCGUUUUUUUGUUGCUUUUUCUUCAGUUUUUUUUAUUUUUUUUGUUAGUGUUUUAUUUUACUUGCUGCGGCUUUGGUUUUUGAGGCAAUAUCCAAAACGAUUUUUGUUAACUCAUACGCCGUGUGUGUAUAUAAACGAAGACGAGUCUCUUAAGCUUUUAGUGCGGCAACGUCCACUUCGGCUGCUGCAUCCCAGCGAUUUUUCCCCCUCAAGCAAAAGUCCACAAGCCAGUGCAAGACAGGACUUAAAAUAAAAUAAUCAUGGUCAGAUUCGGCCACCUUUUCGUGUGGGCCUUGCUUUUGGUCAUUACUACGGGCACUGAUCUGAGCGGCGAUGACACUCUCAACGACAUUCUGAGCGGUCUUGAGUUUGAUGACGACUCCUCCUCGACCAGAUUAAUCCGCGACACCUCGUUCUCGGCGAGAAACAUUGAGAAGAUCGAUGUGAAAUGCGACCAAGGUAAUGGCAUGUUGGUGGAGGUGCAGUUCUCGGAGAACUUCGAAGGAGUCAUCUACAGUCAGGGGUACUACAAUGACCCCAAAUGCAACUAUGUCAAGGGUGAUAAAGCUGGCCGCAGCUUCACAUUCUCAGUGCCAUAUGAUGGAUGCGGCAGCAAGCCCUCGUGCUCCGUGUGCGCCUCCAUCGAGAACAUCCUGAUCAUCCAGGACGACAGGGACAUUCAGAACAGCUAUGAUGUAGCCAGGAAGAUAUCCUGCAGCCGCGGCGAUGAAAAGGAGAAGACGGUGUACUUCAAGCCGUUCGUUGUGGACAUGUUGGAGGUUAUUUCCGUGGACACUCCCAGCGGUCCGGUGGAGUGCUGGAUGGAGAUCGGCACCGGAACUCCUCCCAAUGUCAGACCCAUUCAGGGCACUCUGACCCUCGGCACGGACGUUACCUUCACAAUCAACGUCAAGCACUCGGAACAGGCCUGGGACGUGAAUAUACUGCAGUGUUAUGCCUCGGAUGACAUGGAUUUCGAGGCCAGAACCACGAAACGAUUGCAACUCUCGGACAAGAGGGGGUGCUCCAUAAAGGAGAAAAUAUUCGGAGAGUGGAGGAAGUACGAGGCGCCGUCCAGUCUUACCUCCACCUACUACAACACCCUCAAGGCGUUCCGAUUCCCCGAUCGCUCCCAGGUGUAUCUGAAGUGCGAUAUCGAGCUCUGCAACGGUGCCUGCAAGAGAGAUUAUUCCUGCGGAAGCCUGCAGACUGGGCCAUGCACCGAAGGCUCCACCGAUCCCCAGUGCCUUCAGGAUCACUUAAUUUCAUCGAAGGUGACAACCCAAAAACCCCGCUGCUAUCCUGGUUCCCGAGAUCCAGAAUGCCAACGAGCUACUACCCUGCCACCGACCACAAUCAGGAUACCCAUUGCGUCAACGUUUGCUCCCAAGCCGCGAUGCUAUCCUGGUUCCCGGGAUCCAAGCUGUGUUGGCACCCAGCCCACACCUAGACCGCGGUGUAGUCCUGGUUCCAAUGAUCCGGAAUGUCAGCCGGCAACUUACCUUCCCCCAACAACUAGAAGAACUCCGAUUACCACACAAAAGCCAAGGUGUUAUCCAGGCUCUACCGAUCCCGAUUGCCAGCCCGCAACCUAUCUUCCCCCAACAACGAGAAGGACGCCCGCUACUACACCUCGGCCGAGGUGUUUCCCCGGAUCUCCUGAUCCUGCCUGUUCACCAGUCACUAGAGCUCCAUUGACUACACCCAGACCAAGGUGUUACCCCGGAUCUCCUGACCCAGAAUGUCAACCUAAGACAAGGCCUCCUGUCACCACGUCGAAGCCUAGAUGUUACCCAGGGUCUACAGACAGCCGUUGUCCACAAAUCGUGACAGUGCCUACAUCAAAGCAGGAACCCAAGUCCACUUGCUACCCAGGAUCCAAUGAUCCUGAUUGUCUCAACUGCUAUCCUGGUUCCCCUGAUCCGAGAUGCCCCAAGGUGGCCAUUACUAAAAAGCCAGGAUGUUAUGAAGGAUCUGAUGAUCCAAAAUGCCAGCCAGCCACCUACUUACCGCCAACAACUCGCACACCGACAGUUGCUCCUAAGCCAAGAUGCUACCCGGGAUCAACGGAUCCAAGCUGUCCACAACCAACUACAAGAACACCUUUAACAACAUCUAGGCCACGAUGCUAUCCAGGAUCAACGGAUCCAAGUUGUCCCCAACCUACUACAAGGACACCCGUAACUACUUCGAAACCAAGGUGUUAUCCGGGCUCCACUGAUCCUGAAUGCCAACCGGCGACUAGACCUCCAGCAACCACACCCAAGCCAAGGUGCUAUCCAGGCUCUAACGAUCCCGAUUGCCAGCCCGCAACCUAUCUUCCGCCAACAACGAGACGAACUCCAAUAACUACACCAAAGCCAAGGUGUUACCCAGGAUCUCCCGAUCCGACCUGUUCACCCGUUACCCGACCACCGUUGACCACUUCAAGGCCAAGGUGUUACCCAGGAUCUCCUGACCCCGAGUGUCAACCAAAAACAAGACGUCCUGUGACUACAUCAAAACCAAGAUGCUAUCCAGGCUCCAGUGAUCCUGAAUGUCAGCCCGCGACAAGACCUCCAGCAACAACACCAAAGCCGAGGUGCUAUCCUGGUUCUAAUGAUCCCGAGUGCCUUAACUGCUAUCCUGGUUCCCCUGAUCCAAGAUGUCCCAAAGUGCCUACCACCAAAAAAGCAGGAUGUUACGAAGGUUCAGACGAUCCCAGGUGCCAGCCUGCCACCUAUUUGCCACCAACUACUCGCGCACCGACUAGUGCGCCUAAGCCAAGAUGUUAUCCCGGAUCAACGGACCCAAGCUGCCCUCAACCAACUACAAGGACACCUUUGACAACAUCUAGGCCACGUUGCUACCCAGGAUCUACGGAUCCUAGCUGUCCACAACCAACUACAAGGACACCUUUGACAACAUCUAAGCCGAGAUGCUACCCAGGAUCCACGGACCCAAGCUGUCCACAACCAACCACACGGACCCCUGUUACUACAGCCAAGCCCAGGUGCUAUCCGGGCUCACCUGAUCCUGAGUGCCAGCCCCUAACAACACCAAAGCCUAGGUGUUAUCCAGGUUCCAAUGACCCAGAUUGCCAGCCCGCAACGUAUCUUCCACCUACGACAAGAAGGACGACAAUCCCCCCAACUAGGCCAAGGUGCUAUCCAGGAUCAAGUGAUCCUGCCUGUCCAACAGUAACAAGACCUCCAUUGACUACUUCAAAGCCCAGGUGCUAUCCCGGAUCAACAGAUCCGAGCUGUCCACAACCAACUACAAGAACACCUUUGACAACAUCUAGGCCAAGGUGCUACCCAGGGUCAACGGAUCCAAGCUGUCCACAACCAACUACAAGGACGCCUGCCACUACUUCCAAGCCAAGGUGCUAUCCAGGAUCGACCGAUCCCGACUGCCAGCCCGCAACCUAUCUUCCCCCAACAACGAGACGUACUCCAGUUACUACUCCUAAGCCAAGAUGUUAUCCGGGAUCUCCUGAUCCAGAAUGUCAACCUAAAACAAGACCGCCUGUGACUACAUCUAAGCCUAGGUGCUACCCGGGGUCGACAGACAGUCGUUGCCCACAAAUCGUGACAGUUCCUCCCACAAAGCAGGAACCAAAGUCAGCUUGCUACCCAGGAUCGAAGGACCCUGAGUGCCUUAACUGCUAUCCUGGUUCUCCUGAUCCAAGAUGUCCAAAGGUGCCUACCACCAAAAAGGCAGGAUGCUACGAGGGAUCUGACGACCCCAGAUGCCAGCCUGCCACAUACUUGCCACCGACUACUCGUACACCGACUAGUGCGCCUAAGCCAAGAUGUUACCCCGGAUCAACGGACCCAAGCUGUCCUCAACCAACUACAAGGACACCUUUGACAACAUCUAGACCACGAUGCUACCCAGGAUCAACAGAUCCAAGCUGUCCACAACCAACUACAAAGGCACCCGUAACUACUUCAAAGCCAAGGUGUUAUCCGGGAACAACAGAUCCCAGCUGUCCACAGCCAACGACAAGGACACCUUUGACAACUUCGAAGCCCAGGUGCUAUCCAGGCUCAAGAGAUCCCAGUUGCCAACCAGCGACAUACUCUCCACCGACUUCUAAAUCUCUCAUAACAACCUCUAGGCCAAGGUGCUACCCCGGCUCAGACGAUCCGGAAUGCCAGCCAGCAACGUACCUUCCUCCAACCACAAGAGUACCCGUAACGACAUCGAAACCAAACUGUUAUCCCGGAUCCACGGAUAGUCGCUGCCCGCAAAAACCUCCGACAACACCAAGGCCCAGAUGUUAUCCCGGAUCACCUGAUCCAGAAUGCCAGCCGGCAACAUACCUCCCACCGACAACUAGAAGAACCACUGUGGCGACGAGCAGGCCACGUUGCUAUCCUGGCUCCACUGAUCCAGAUUGCCAACCAGCCACAUAUUCUCCCCCCACUACGAGAACUCCGGUGACCACUUCUAAGCCAAAUUGUUAUCCCGGAUCCACAGAUAGGCGCUGUCCUCAGAUCCCAGUGACUACGCCGAGGCCUAGAUGCUAUCCUGGAUCGUCGGACCCGAGCUGCCAACCUGCCACAUAUUCUCCCCCCACGACAAGAACGCCUGUGACUACUUCCAAGCCGAAUUGUUAUCCAGGUUCCACCGACAAACGUUGCCCCCAGGUCCCAGUAACGACCCAGAGGCCGAGAUGUUAUCCGGGCUCACCUGAUCCAGAAUGUCAGCCCGCCACUUAUCUUCCGCCAACAACUAAAGUAACUACAAGAACUCCUGUGACUACUACCAAGCCGAACUGCUAUCCUGGUUCCACAGACAAGCGUUGCCCGCAGAUUCCGGUGACAACUGAAAGGCCAAAGUCUGCUUGUUAUCCAGGAUCACAGGAUCCGGAAUGCCUCAACUGCUACCCUGGCUCCCCAGACCCUAGAUGUCCCAAAGUUCCGACCACCAAGAAAGCUGGAUGUUUCGAUGGAUCGGAUGAUCCUAGGUGUCAGCCGGCAACAUACUUGCCGCCUGUAACCCACCGCACUCCUACUCCCGCUCCGAAACCCAAUUGCUAUCCAGGAUCAACUGAUCCACGUUGCCCACAAACAACAACUAGAAGGAUUCCAAUCACAACUGCAAAGCCAAGGUGUUACCCAGGAUCACCAGAUCCGGACUGUCAACCGGCAACUACUAGGGCACCAGUUACCACCUUGAGGCCGAGAUGUUAUCCUGGCUCGAGUGAUCCUGAAUGUCAGCCGGCCACGACAAGGAUCCCGGUGACUACUUCCAAGCCAAAUUGCUAUCCAGGAUCCACGGAUAGUCGCUGUCCACAGAUACCAUUAACCACUCCAAGGCCUAGGUGUUAUCCUGGAUCCCCGGAUCCCAGCUGCCAGCCUGCCACUUAUCUGCCUCCAACAACGUCACGUCCGGUUCCUACUGUCCCAACAACUAGGGCACCAGUGACGACUUUAAGGCCCAAGUGCUAUCCGGGAUCAAACGAUCUGGAAUGCCAGCUUAUCCCCACAAGAAAACCUGAAACCACAUCCAAGCCAAACUGCUACCCAGGCUCCACAGAUAGGCGUUGUCCCCAAGUGCCUGUUACGACCCUAAAGCCUAGGUGUUAUCCUGGAUCACCGGAUCCCAGCUGCCAGCCCGCCACUUACCUUCCACCCACAACAUCGCGUCCAGUUCCUACUCUAGCAACAACUAGAAUACCAGUGACUACCGUGAGACCGCGGUGCUAUCCGGGCUCAAGCGAUCCGGAAUGUCAGCCAGCCACGACAAGAAUUCCAGUGACCACAUCGAAGCCGAAUUGCUAUCCUGGUUCCAACGAUAGCCGCUGCCCCCAGGUUCCAAUAACGACUCAAAGGCCCAGAUGUUAUCCUGGCUCUACUGAUCCGGAAUGUCAGCCCGCCACUUACCUCCCACCGACAACUAGAAGAACAACUGUUCCAACGAGUAAGCCACGAUGCUACCCUGGCUCUGAUGAUCCCGCGUGCCAACCUGCCACGUAUUCUCCCCCCACGACGAGAACGCCCGUGACGACUUCCAAACCCAAUUGCUACCCCGGUUCCACUGACAGUCGGUGCCCGCAGAUUCCGCUGACAACCGAAAAACCCAAGUCCGCGUGCUAUCCGGGUUCCUCAGAUCCGGAAUGUCUAAACUGCUAUCCUGGCUCCCCGGAUCCUAGGUGUCCAAAAGUUCCGACCACUAGGAAAGCGGGAUGUUUCGAGGGCUCAGAUGAUCCCAGAUGUCAGCCUGCCACUUACUUGCCUCCUGCCACCCACCGCACUCCUACUCCCGCUCCGAAACCGAACUGCUAUCCAGGAUCACCAGAUCCUCGUUGCCCACAAACCCCGACAACUAGGAUCCCAGUUACAACUGCAAGGCCUAGGUGUUAUCCAGGAUCACCAGAUCCGGAAUGUCAACCGGCAACCACUAGGGCACCAGUUACCACCUUGAGAACGAGAUGUUAUCCUGGCUCGAGUGACCCUGAAUGUCAGCCGGCUACGACAAGGAUUCCGGUGACUACUUCCAAGCCAAAUUGUUAUCCCGGAUCCACGGAUAGUCGCUGUCCACAGAUACCAGUAACCACUCCAAGGCCUAGGUGUUACCCUGGAUCACCGGAUCCCAGCUGCCAGCCUGCCACUUAUCUGCCUCCAACAACGUCACGUCCGGUUCCCACUCUCCCAACAACCAGAGCACCAGUGACUACUCAAAGGCCGAGGUGUUAUCCGGGAUCAAGUGACCCAGAGUGUCAGCCUGCCGCGACCAGGGCACCUAUUACUACUCCCAAGCCAAACUGUUACCCAGGCUCCUCAGAUCCGCGCUGCCCGUCGGUCCCAGUGACGACACCAAGGCCAAGAUGUUAUCCCGGUUCAACGGAUCCGGAUUGUCAGCCUGCCACUUACACCCCGCCGACAACGAGAGUGCCAUUAACCACCUCUAGACCACGUUGUUAUCUGGGAUCGAAUGAUCCCUCUUGCCAGCCAGCCACCUAUCUGCCACCGACAGCAGCACGCCCUCCGAUUACAUCGGCCAAACCAAGGUGCUAUCCGGGAUCCAACGAACCCGGGUGCCAGAUACCAACGACCAGGACGCCCGUUGUGGAAACGACACCGGUUUACUGUUACCCAGGUUCUAUUGAUCCUCGUUGCCCCGAUUCCGGCUACAGGGGCACCAGUCGCAUCCCGGCCACCUAUCUCCCACCGUUGAGUGACCCGGGCUACGACAGGACUAUCCGCAAUGCGAAGACCUCCUUCUUCAAGGAAAUCAACCACCUAGCCUUAACGGACAACAAUGUGUUCGAACUGGAGGAUGACGACGAGGUGUCGUCGAGGGUGAAGCGUGAGCUGAGUUUCGAGGACGAGAGCGAGGACCUCCUCUCCAAGAGAAUCAUGAAGCGCGAGUUCAACGAACAGCCAUCAGAGCAAGAAGUGAUUUCCCUGACCCUCGGAGUCAGGAUGGGCAUCAGUGUAAAAUAAGUCGAUGGAGUUCUAGUAGCCGUUAAGCUUAAAAAUAUUAUAUAAUAUCAUCAUACGCCGAUAUGUAUUUACCUAGAAUGAUAUUCAUUAAAUAUAAUCCUAUGUACAAAUUAGA
Molecule: messenger RNA, 8306 nt
Organism: Drosophila ananassae
Lineage: Eukaryota; Metazoa; Arthropoda; Insecta; Diptera; Drosophilidae
Gene: zye
Product: mucin-2
Exons: 4
Coding region: 1016-8191 (2391 amino acids)
Source: RefSeq, a predicted model, not a curated record